ACCUGCCGUUUGGUUCGUAGUUACGAAUUACUUAAAACUUAGAAUCCAAAAUUUCAUUCAUUCAGCCACUCAUGAAACAUGGCUUCUAAAACUUGUACCAGCUUCCGUAUACUCGUCUUGUUCUUGUUCUUAAUCUGUUUACCUCUCUCAAACUCCAUUGAUUUCAAUUACCCUGCAGUUUUCAACUUUGGAGAUUCGAAUUCCGAUACUGGGAAUCUUGUUGCUGGCAUGGCCGAACAGCUCGAUCCACCAAAUGGACAGAUUUACUUCCAGAAACCAUCUGGGAGAUUCUGCGAUGGCCGUCUGAUCAUCAAUUUUUUGAUGGAUGCAAUGGGCUUGCCAUUUUUGAAUGCAUAUUUGGAAGCUAUUGGCACACCAAGUUUUAGAAAAGGAUGCAACAUUGCAGCUGCAGGUUCUAAGAUACUUCCAGCUACUGCAUCUUCAGUGAGCCCACUUUCAUUUGGGAUUCAAGUGGCUCAAUUUUUCAGAUUCAAGGCUCGAGUUCAAGAACUGCAGUCUACAACAAGAAAAUAUGAUAAGUAAAUCCAGAGCCGGUUCUGUGUUUGAGGGGCCCUGAGGUGAAUGAUGAAAAUUAGGCCUCCCAUCGACAAAAUUCAAAGGUGUAUUAUGCGACUCAUUGCUAACUUAAAAAACUAAUAGUAAAACAACAACGAAAUAUAUCAUAGAAACGAUUAUAUUAUAAACCAUCAAACCAAAAAUUUCAAAAAAUUAGUUAAAUACUAUUCGUCUUGUUAUUUUAGAGGCAA
This is a messenger RNA of Olea europaea var. sylvestris, 767 nucleotides long. Its product is annotated as GDSL esterase/lipase At1g54790-like. NCBI's taxonomy places the organism in Eukaryota, Viridiplantae, Streptophyta, Magnoliopsida, Lamiales, Oleaceae. Gene Ontology annotation, molecular function: hydrolase activity, acting on ester bonds. The record is from RefSeq and is a predicted model, not a curated record. The transcript has 3 exons. Bases 79 to 543 code for a protein of 154 amino acids.